This is a messenger RNA of Sungouiella intermedia, 570 nucleotides long. The record is from the annotation of a GenBank genome assembly. Lineage: Eukaryota; Fungi; Ascomycota; Pichiomycetes; Serinales; Metschnikowiaceae.
AUGGUUGCUUUCGGACGUCUUGCCAUCAUCUCAUUGGCUGCUUCAGCCAACGCAUUGUCUCUCUUCUCCGUCUUCCAGAACGUAGCUGACAAAGCAAUGGAGUCGGUUAAUGAUAAGAUUGGCCUGUCAGGCCAGAUUAUCCACACGUUCCCCGGCCAGGACGAGAGACCAGUGCCAGGAAACUCGCCUAUCAUCCAGUGUGACGCCAAGACUCCACAAAUCUUGGACUUGCAGAGGGUUGUGAUUGACCCUAAUCCUCCAGCCAAGGGUCAGAACUUGACAUUUGUUGCCACUGGUUUUUUGUCUGAAGACAUCACUGACGGUGCAUACGUGGACGUGGAUGUCAGAUAUGGCUACAUCCGUUUGAUACACCAGACUUUCGACUUGUGCGAGGAGGUUACCAACGUUGACUUGGAGUGUCCAAUCAAGGAAGGCCAGCAGAUUAUCUCCAAGCUGGUGGAGAUCCCUAACGAAGUGCCACCAGGAAAAUACAUUGUAAACGCUAGAGCUUACACCAAGGAGGAUGUGCUCAUCACUUGUUUGAGUGCCACCGUGGAGUUCCUGCCAUAG